ACUUGACAUAUAGAAAUUCGAACAUCGAUUCAGUCUUUUCUGAAAGAAUUUUUCUGUGAAACCGGAUUGUGAAUUUCAAUUUUUUUAAAUUUCAUUUCAUUUGAUACACAAAGUCGUAGUGAUUAAUUAUGACAUCAUCACAUAAAUGUGAAACACCGAAUUGCGACAAGCCUGCAACACUGCAAUGUCCGACAUGCCUCAAAAUUGGAAUUCAGGGAUCAUUUUUCUGUUCACAAGAGUGUUUCAAGUCGGCAUGGAAAGGACAUAAAGUUAUACAUGCGUUAGCAAAGGGUGAGACUGGUGCGACUGACCCAGGACAUGUUGCUUACAAUCCAUGGCCUUAUUACACUUUUACCGGCAAAUUGCGUCCCUGGGAACAGACUCCGAUCCGUACGGUGCCAACUAGCAUUGGUCGUCCUGAUUAUGCUGAUCAUCCUGCCGGUAAACCGUUAAGUGAAGAGAGUUUUCGUGGUAACACCACUAUUAAGGUACUAGACGAUGAAGAAAUCGAAUCGAUGAGAGUUUCGUGUAAAUUGGGUCGUGAAGUGCUAGACGAAGCGGCUAAGACUGUUGGUGUCGGCGUUACCACUGAUGAAAUAGAUCGUGUGGUACAUGAGGCAUGCAUCGAACGAGAAUGCUAUCCGAGUCCUUUGAAUUAUUACAAAUUUCCUGCUUCCUGUUGCACUUCAGUCAACGAAGUUAUUUGUCAUGGCAUACCUGACACAAGACCAUUAGAGGAUGGCGAUUUGUGCAACGUAGAUGUGACAGUGUAUCAUCGUGGCUUUCACGGUGAUCUCAAUGAAACCUUUUUCGUUGGCAAUGUUUCCGACAAGCACAAAAACUUAGUCAAAGUAACCUAUGAAGCGCUGAGUAAGGCAAUCGAAAUAGUUAAGCCGGGCGAAAGAUAUCGAGAAAUCGGAAAUGUAAUCCAAAAGCAUGUUCAAACACAUGGCUACAGUGUCGUGAAGAGUUACUGUGGACAUGGAAUCCAUCGGUUAUUCCACACCGCACCGAAUGUACCACACUAUGCCAAAAAUAAUGCUGUGGGUGUAAUGAAAGCCGGAAACGUUUUUACAAUCGAGCCAAUGAUCUCCGAAGGAACCUGGCGUGACGCUCAAUGGCCCGAUGACUGGACAGCCGUAACUCAAGAUGGCCUGUGGAGUGCUCAAUUCGAACAAACUCUUUUAGUAACGGAAACGGGUUGUGAAAUAAUGACCAGACGACGUACGAAUAACGGACAACCGUGGUUUUUGGACAAUUUUUAGAUGAAUUACCGAAAAUUUUUACAUUUUUUUUUCUAUUUAACGCGCGUUUGUUGGGAUGUUUUUUUUUUAAAUAAUUGAUAAUCCUAAAAUUAAUGGACGCAACCUGUUUUUAAUGCGAUUGCUACAUCCAAAUUUUUUUGUUUCUUGAGAAUUCUUAAAAUAAAAUUUGCAUUUCAAAAGUU
Bradysia coprophila is the source of this 1447-nucleotide messenger RNA. Its product is annotated as methionine aminopeptidase 1. NCBI's taxonomy places the organism in Eukaryota, Metazoa, Arthropoda, Insecta, Diptera, Sciaridae. Gene Ontology annotation, biological process: proteolysis. Gene Ontology annotation, cellular component: cytosol. Gene Ontology annotation, molecular function: metalloaminopeptidase activity. The record is from RefSeq and is a predicted model, not a curated record.